This is a messenger RNA of Elephantulus edwardii (Cape elephant shrew), 561 nucleotides long. RefSeq names its product ferritin light chain-like. Lineage: Eukaryota; Metazoa; Chordata; Mammalia; Macroscelidea; Macroscelididae. The record is from RefSeq and is a predicted model, not a curated record. Gene Ontology annotation, molecular function: ferrous iron binding; ferric iron binding. The coding region runs from base 1 to 561 and encodes 186 amino acids. The transcript has a single exon. Gene Ontology annotation, biological process: intracellular iron ion homeostasis; iron ion transport. Gene Ontology annotation, cellular component: cytoplasm.
AUGCGUCAAAAUGAUUCUGCUGAAGCAGGCCUUUUAACCUACCUCUCUCUGAGUUGUUUUGACCACCAUGAUGUGGCCUUGGAAGGCGCGGGACUCUUCUUCCAGGAGUUGGCGAAGGAGAAGCGCGAAGGUGCUGAGCAUCUCUUGAAGCUGCAAAACCAGCGCGGCCGCUGCGUCCUCAUCCAAGAUACACAGAAGCCAUCCCAGGAUGAGUGGAGUAAAACCCGGGACACCAUGCAAGUUGCGCUGGCCUUGGAGAAGAACCUAAGCCAGGCCCUUCUGGAUCUGCACGCUGUGGGUUCUGCCCACACUGACCCCCAUUUCUGUGACUUUCUGGAGAACCACUUCCCGGAUGAGGAAGCAAAACUGCUGAAGAAGAUGGGAGACCAUCUGACCAGCAUCAGAAGACUGGGAGGCCCCCCCACCCCCCGGCUGGGUUCUACGAGUAGCUCUUUGAGUGUCUCACCCUCAAGCAUUACAAGGCCUGCGGGGACCUGCAAAGGUGGAGGGACUUCUGCUUCCCCCCUGCCAUCAGCAGCAAGCGUCUGCUUCCCACCCUAG